UGCCGCGGCAAGUCAGAUCACUACCUACAGGUGCUCGAGAUAGGAGAGCGGGACAGACCGAGGCCAGCCCAGCCAGCCGGGUGGGCCUGGAAGAAGAUGGAUAAGAAAAGGGUGGAAGCCGAGUCGAGGCUGCUUUACAAGGCUGUCGGGCUCACAGACCUGGGCCCGAACGGGCUGGUGGCCAGGAUCUGGACCACGGAGAGCCUCAGCAAAGGCCUGGUCCCCUGGCUAAGCUGGGUCGCCGAGAAAAGCACUUUCCGGAAGAAGGUGAACUGCGGCUACAGCUCUCGCUGGUGGACUAUGGAGGUGGAACAAGCCGCUCGGGAGGCAAGGAGAGCCGAAAGACUGGCCAAGGUGGCCCGCGCAGACUACUACUGGAGGAACUCAAUGAGAGGCUCAAGGAGCUUGCCAGAAUAACCCACGAGGCACGAACGUGGGCCUGGAGGAGCGGCCUCCAAGCGGCGGCGAGGUGAAAAAGCCAGACAAGAUGUGGAACUUCGAAAAGUGGGCUAGGCUACGGAGC
Molecule: messenger RNA, 523 nt
Organism: Chaetomium strumarium
Lineage: Eukaryota; Fungi; Ascomycota; Sordariomycetes; Sordariales; Chaetomiaceae
Exons: 1
Coding region: 97-417 (106 amino acids)
Source: RefSeq, a predicted model, not a curated record